This is a messenger RNA of Penicillium malachiteum, 1635 nucleotides long. Its product is annotated as putative mitochondrial DnaJ chaperone (Mdj1). Gene Ontology annotation, biological process: protein refolding; response to heat. The transcript is spliced from 3 exons. Gene Ontology annotation, molecular function: ATP binding; heat shock protein binding. Gene Ontology annotation, cellular component: cytoplasm. Bases 1 to 1635 code for a protein of 544 amino acids. Lineage: Eukaryota; Fungi; Ascomycota; Eurotiomycetes; Eurotiales; Aspergillaceae. The record is from RefSeq and is a predicted model, not a curated record.
AUGAACCCAUCCGCGGCAAUCCCAAAGGCCGCGGCCCUCCCCGCGCGCCUCCUUCGAGCACAGUCACAAUGCUCGACUAAGACAACCUGUCGAACCGUCUCUGUAUCUUCCCAAAAACGAGCCUACCAUGCGGGACCUUCUGCUUCUCCCGCUAGACGGUUGCGCGAGGGUGUGUCCAGAAACAAGACCUCAUCUGUGUUCCUGAUCCGCCCUUUCCACUCCACCGCUUCACUCGCAAUUGCCGAUCCCUACAAAGUUCUUGGUGUCGACAAAGGUGCUUCGGCUGGUGAUAUCAAGAAGGCAUAUUACGGCUUGGCUAAGAAAUAUCACCCGGACACCAACAAGGACGCCAACGCCAAGGACAAGUUUAACGAAGCUCAAUCCGCAUACGAGUUAUUAUCUGAUGCCAAAAAGCGGGAGCAGUAUGAUCAGUUUGGUUCGGCCGCUUUUGAUCAAAAUGGUGGAUUCAACCCUCAUGCCGGAGGAAACCCAUUCGCUGGCGCCGGGGGCUUCCAUGGAUUCGGUGGAGGCUUCGGAGGAGGCGGUUUCGGAGGAGGUUUUGCGAACGACAUCAACUUCGAGGAUCUAUUCGGUGCCUUUGCCGGUGGUGCUCGUCGAGGCGCUCGGGGCCGCCGCAACCCGUUCCAGGAACAGAUCCUCGUUGGAGAGGAUAUCGAAGUUCAAAGCAGCAUCUCCUUCAUGGAGUCUGCCAAGGGUACUUCUCAGGAUAUUGUCAUCACUCCCUUAACACAGUGUGGCACUUGUAAGGGCGAUGGAUUGAAGUCCGGUGCUAAGCGCUCUCAGUGCAAGUCGUGCAAUGGCUCCGGAACCCGCGUCCACUUCAUGCAGGGCGGUUUCCAGGUCGCCGCAACUUGCGACGCUUGUGGCGGAGCUGGCAUGUCCGUGCCUCGUGGGUCCGAGUGCGGUGGAUGCCACGGAAAUGGUGUGAUUAGGGAGCGCAAGACCCUGAAGGUUGAUAUUCCUGCCGGUGUGGAGGAUGGUAUGCGGAUGAGGGUUACUGGCGAAGGUGACGCACCUCCAACUGGAACCUCUGCUGCAGCCGGUGCUCGCACCCAGCGUGGUGAUCUCUACGUCACUAUUCGGGUUGCCCCCGAUACUCGCUUCACCCGCAAUGGAUCCGAUAUUCUCUACACUGCUACUAUUCCCCUCACAACCGCUUUGCUCGGUGGUGAGGUGACUAUCCCGACUCUCGAUAAUGAAGUUAAGGUCAAGGUAUCCACUGGUACCGGCACUGGUGAUCGAAUCACUCUGUCGGGAAUGGGCAUGAAGAAGUUGGGCGGUAGUCGUUCGCGCUUUAGCCCGACAGGUGACCUGAAAGUCGAGUUCAAGGUUUCCAUGCCGAAGUACCUUACUGGAAAUCAGCGAACAAUCCUAGAGGUUCUUGCUGAUGAGAUGAACGACAAGACUGCUCGACGAACUAUGAACUUCAGCAAAGAGAGCCCUCCCAGUCAAUCCAACGGCGAUGAAAAGAACGAAGGAUUCCUGAAGUCUGUCUGGCACCGACUGAUGGACAACAAGGAUGGUCAGCCCACCAAGUCCGAGUCCAAGAAUGCAAAGAAGAAGGAUAAGAAGGAUGCCAAGGACGACCAAAAGGACGAGAAGAAGUCCACCUAA